Molecule: messenger RNA, 2337 nt
Organism: Cryptosporidium ubiquitum
Lineage: Eukaryota; Apicomplexa; Conoidasida; Eucoccidiorida; Cryptosporidiidae
Exons: 1
Coding region: 1-2337 (778 amino acids)
Source: RefSeq, a predicted model, not a curated record
AUGGAUAGCAACAAUGUGCAAGCCAAGAAAGCUAGAUAUAAUGAGACUAAAAUCGCUUUAAUUGAUUACUUGAAUGAAUUGAAAAGUUCAAACUUGAAUUCAACCCAUUCAUUACCUCCUGAAAUUGAAGAUGCAAUAAAUAAUCAAUUUUCGAAUUUAUCAAUUGAGGAAUCGGAACUUUUACUAGAAGAAAUUAUUUAUCCCGGUAUAUUGAUCUUAAUAGAUCAUCCAAACGCACUAAUAGGAGAUGCGAUUUUACGGAUAUUUUUACUUAACUCUGUGAAGACAGUUUUGCUUUCAUCUAAAGUAGACUUUACGAAGUUUAUCUCUAUUUUCAACAUUGAAGAUUGGUUGAAACUUGAACCAAGAGCAAUCUGCAUGAGAAUAUCUAUAAUUUCGGCUCUAAUUGAAUCUAGAGUCAUUAUUAAUGGAAUUUUAUCAGACUUAAAACAACUAGUGGCAUUGAUUUUCAAAGGGUUUCAAAAUGAAACAUAUUUUAUUCAGUUAUCUGCUACAAAGCUUAUUUCUUUAUUAAUUAAUAUGAAAAUUUUGGAAAAUUUCAUCUUGCAAGAAUUUUUAACUUUUCAGAGUAAUUUGAUUUUAUCAUUAAAAAUACAAGUUUCUGAUGGCUUAAUAAAUAGACUUCAGUUUUAUAAAUAUUUAUUCAGUGACAUUAAUACAAGAAAAUUUCUAUUUCAAAAUAAUAUUGAAUUAAAAAACGAACUAGAAAAUCAUUCUUCAAUAAAUGGUAAAAAACCAAGAUUUCAAAUUUUAAAUGAAUUCUGCAACUUUGUACAUUUUCUUGUUUUUCACAAUGAUAUUUUGAUCUCAAAUCAAGGAAUUGAACUUUUUAAUUUGGCAUUAUCUGAUGAAUCAAGAUUAUACUCCAACAACUUUCAAGUGUUUAUUAAGGAUGUAAUCAAUUCUGUUAAAGCUUUUAUCAGCACAUUUUCUCCAAAAGAGACCAGAAAACACCUCAUAAACAAAUUCUCAACAAAUUUGAAACUUUUAAACAUUGUUAUUGGAAAUAACAAUUCUAACUUUCUUGUAAAUUCUGAUUUUGGUAUUCUUAUUAUAAAUUUCAUUUCUUCAAUUUUGAAAUAUUAUCCUGAAUUUACAAACAAUAGUGUUUUUAUAGAAAGAGGAGUAGUCGUGAUGUUAUUGAAAAUAGCUUCUUCAUUUAAGCUAUUCACAAGAACAAAUGAUAAUACUGAAUUGGUUCAUGGCAAAACUUCCACUAAUUCACAAAAUGAAUUGACAGAAUUGGAGAUAGAGUUUAUGAUUAAUUACUUUGUUUAUUCUUUUGAAAUAAAUAAACUAUUACUAAUUAAUUUAUCUCAAAUAUCGUCUAUAUUUCAAAUUACUGAGCCUCAAAUAAUAAACUAUUCAACUUUACUGCUAAGUAAAAACAUAAUUAGUUGCAAAAAAUUCGUAAAUUCAUCGUUCUUUACAAAUUUCAAUUUAAAAAUUGGAGAAUUGUUGUCUAUUUAUGAGCAAGAUGAUUUAUCUAAUUGGCAAUUGUUCCUCCUAAUUAAAUAUUUAAUUUUGUUGUAUUCUUUAGACCUUAUAAAACUUAUACCAAACUCUUCGCAUUCAAAAACAAUUAAGAUGAUUUCAGAAGUAAUUUUUACAAAUUUCAACCGUAAUUCAGAUUCAUGUACUAAAUUGGAAAUAAGAAAGUAUAGUUUAAUUGGCCCUAACGUUAUUUUAACAUGUUUUGAUCUUUUAAAUUUGGUAUUCAAAGUACCAAACUUAAGCAAAUCACUGUUUGAGCUUUCAUUUUCAAUAUCGGAGGAGCUACUAAGAAUUUGCCUAUCUUUCAAAAUUUCUAGAGUAAAAAUGGUUAGAGGGGAGUUAUUUCAUGAUGAUUAUGUGGAAUUUCUUGUUAAGAUAAUUUCAAUAUUGAGGAACACAGAUAUUCCAGCUAACUCAAGAUUAGUUCUAUGUCCUGAUAUUUUAGAUUAUAUCUCGGAAUUUUCAAAAAAUGGGUUUUCACCAACUACCCUAGAUUGCAUUUUCUUUUUGAUUGAAAUUUUCCUAAGAAACUCACCAGAAAAUAUAGAGAUUGGGAUAAUAGAAAACUUAAUUGAAAGACUGCUCCUUUUUUAUAUUCCAUAUGAACAGCAGGAUGGUUAUCUGCAGUUUUACAAUUCAUACAAACAGUUAUGUAGUAUUCACGGAAGGCCUACAUAUCUUCCAGAUCCGGUUCAAAUAAAUGAAGAUUUUGUUCCAAAUGACUACAGCAUACAACAUAAGUACAUGCUUAAUGAUCAGUUUUGUGUUGAUAGCAUUAUAGGUAGAUUUGCAGAAUGUAAUUUAGACUGCAUUGGUGAAUAA